This is a messenger RNA of Seriola dumerili (greater amberjack), 1168 nucleotides long. RefSeq names its product C-C motif chemokine 21a-like (gene ccl25a). The transcript has 5 exons. Gene Ontology annotation, molecular function: chemokine activity; CCR chemokine receptor binding. The coding region runs from base 116 to 427 and encodes 103 amino acids. NCBI's taxonomy places the organism in Eukaryota, Metazoa, Chordata, Actinopteri, Carangiformes, Carangidae. Gene Ontology annotation, biological process: lymphocyte chemotaxis; cellular response to tumor necrosis factor; chemokine-mediated signaling pathway. The record is from RefSeq and is a predicted model, not a curated record. Gene Ontology annotation, cellular component: extracellular region.
UGACACCUGCCCCUGGGUGCUUAUAAGAACGCCUCACCUGCGCAAGUAGAUAACACAUGAAGAGAGCUACAAACUACACCUGGAGCAUUAGAGAGCUGCAUCUACAGACUUCACCAUGAGGUUGAACGUGCUGCUCUUCCUGAGCCUGUCUCUCUGUCUUGCACUGGCACAAGUGUCCUAUGAAGACUGCUGCCUGAAAUAUGUGAAAAAAAUGAACCACAGCACUCAGAAACAUGCAGUGAAGUACAGACGGCAGGAGACAGAUGGAGGCUGCAACAUCCCUGCUAUUGUAUUCACCAUGAGGAAGGGGCGAGUGUUUUGCACAGACCCCAGAGAGAAAUGGGUCGAAGAGCUGAUGAAUAAGAUUGACACAAGGGGAGCCAGAAAAAACAGCUACAACCCCUCCAAGAACCAUCCACAACAGUAGCGGAAGAGAGGCUGAGGGCGAGAGCCUGCCAGCCCCAAUCAUCCUUCUGCCCUCUGGUUAAUCUUACCAUCCACCAAGAUGCAGUUGGACAGUUUCAUGACAUCUGACUGGAAGGCAGACGAGGAAGCUGGCCAAAUUUUGUAGCAUUACUUUUGCUUUCACUCUGCAUUAAGCUAAGGGUCAAGAGCUUGUGUAGAAUUGCAGCAGCACUUUGUUGUCCAGGGUUGGGCUGUUAAUGCUGAGUGGUCUCCACACAAUACAUAUAAAUAUGUUCAAUAGCAUGGCUGCUUCACUGGGAUUAAUUGUGACCAUUUUCUUGCCUUUUGAGAACUUUUAAUGUUCAAUAAUAUGUUUAAUUGUAUGAAUGGUGAUGGAAUGGAAUUAAAUGUAAAUAACUUUCUGUAAUGUUUGUCAUAGGGAAGGAGAAAUUCAUGUCUUAAUUUCUGAAUUGUUUAAGUGCCUUUUCAUAAAUUUUGUGUCUGGCUUUUAUUACAGUAUAUGUGUUCCCAUAAAAGCAUGAUUGCAAUAAACUUGCUUUUCAGAUCCCACACAAUGUUGUUUAAAAGUUCAUGUAUAUGUACAUAUAUAGGGUAGAGCGGUAACAAUAUAAACUUUCUCCAAUGUUUGCGUCACCUGAUGCUAUUAAACACAAUGAUAACGUGUAACUCCUCUCACCAUAAGCGACAUCACUACCACAAUUUCUGCUACCAAUCACUGCAAUACAACACAAUAUUGAACUCA